CUUGCGCCUGCGACCAAUCAAUUGAUCAGUUCGUCCGAAAGCAGUCAGUCCAUUGGAAUAACGCGUCAAGAUCUCCUCCUAUUCUCCGUUCAAAAACUUCCCCACAAGACACAAGCAGCCUUAGCCUUACACAAGGGCCUUGCUGGGUUCCGCGCGAAACGCGACGCCUGAACUUGCGCGACGCCGACACUUAAACACUCCCCCUCACUUUCUUGACCUCAAUCCACCAACAAACGAGUCGUUGUCGGAGCGACUCGACUUGCGCCCUACGACAUGGCUAUGAAUCCCCACGAUGCGACGCAAGCCCAGGCCCAAGGGCAAGCGCAAGACGGAAGGCCACAAGUCAACUAUGAUCUAAGCAAAGGCGGCCACUAUGGCGCCAGUUCUCAGCUGGCGCAACAAGGCUAUGCUCCACCCGAGCACUAUACAGGACCUUGGGCCAAUGUGCAUCAAGGUCUCAAGGGCCCGUACAAGAACAUUCUAACCACCUACUGGCAACACACAAUUGACCACCUCGAAAAUGACACCCAUGACUACAAGCUCCACCAGCUCCCACUCGCCAGGAUCAAGAAGGUCAUGAAGGCGGAUCCGGAGGUGAAGAUGAUCUCAGCUGAGGCGCCCAUACUUUUUGCCAAGGGCUGCGACAUCUUUAUCACGGAGUUGACGAUGCGCGCUUGGAUCCACGCCGAAGAGAAUAAGCGCCGCACUCUGCAACGUUCUGACAUCGCAUCGGCCCUCUCAAUGUCGGACAUGUUCGACUUUCUGAUCGACAUCGUCCCUCGCGAGGAGGCCGCAGGUCACGCCAAGCGGGCGGCGGGUCAGGCAGGUGCCGCCAACGCUGCCGCCGCCGGCCAGCCCCAGAUGGGGGGCAUUCCCGCGCAAAACCACACGCAGCACAUGGGCGCCGAGUACGGCCUCCCUGGUCAUCCCAUGGGUGGAGAGGCCGACUACCGCCAAGCCCAGAACAUGUACCCGGGCCAGGUCCCGCAAGGCGCCCCGAACGCGUACGGCCAGCCACAGCAACCCAUGUACGAGGUGGACCCGAACAUGUAUUCGAGCUAUACGAUGCAGCCUCCCCAAGUAAGUACUGUCCAUCGAAUGCCUAACGAAAACGCAUUUGAGUGCAAUCGUCCCUGA
Pyricularia grisea is the source of this 1137-nucleotide messenger RNA. RefSeq lists its product as uncharacterized. The record is from RefSeq and is a predicted model, not a curated record. Gene Ontology annotation, cellular component: CCAAT-binding factor complex; nucleus. The transcript has 4 exons. Gene Ontology annotation, molecular function: DNA-binding transcription activator activity, RNA polymerase II-specific; protein heterodimerization activity; DNA binding. Gene Ontology annotation, biological process: regulation of DNA-templated transcription. Bases 274 to 1137 code for a protein of 287 amino acids. Lineage: Eukaryota; Fungi; Ascomycota; Sordariomycetes; Magnaporthales; Pyriculariaceae.